UAUAUAAAGAACCACUCCUCUGGCUGUCACUUCCCACUGACAAAACCAAUUCAAUUUUCCUUUUCACUUGAACACUUGAUAACAAGAAAACGCAAUGGGAGAAGUUGAUCCUGCUUUCAUCCAAGAGCUUGAACACAGGCCUAAACUCUCGAUCAUUGAAGCUGAAGGAAUACCCUUCAUUGAUCUUUCGAUGUUGAAUUCACCUGAUGCAGUAUCAGACCCUAGCACCCUUGACAGCCUUGUUUCUGAGAUAGGUAAUGCAUGCAAGAACUGGGGAUUUUUCCAAGUGAUCAACCAUGGGGUACCGUUGGAGCAACGCCGGAAACUUGAGAAGGCGUCCAGGAAAUUCUUUGCUCAACCAUGGGAAGAGAAGGUGAAGGUGAGGAGAGAUGAAGUGAAGGUUUUAGGUUAUUAUGACACUGAGCAUACCAAGAAUGUUAGAGAUUGGAAAGAGGUGUUUGAUUUUACUGUGCAAAAUCCUACUAUAGUCCCAGCUUCAACACACCCUGAUGACAAGGAAGUAGUUGAGUGGCACAAUCAAUGGCCUGAUUAUCCUCAUGAACUAAGAGAGGCAUUUGAAGAAUAUGCAGAGGAAUUAGAAAAAUUAAGUUACAAGUUGAUGGAACUUAUUGCCUUGAGCUUAGGCUUGCCAGCGGAUAGGUUCCAUGGCUUCUUCAAGGACCAAACCAGCUUCAUCAGGCUUAACCACUAUUCACCUUGCCCUGCUCCUGACCUAGCUCUAGGCGUUGGCCGACACAAGGAUGCUGGUGCCUUGACCAUUCUUGCUCAAGAUGAUGUAGGAGGACUGCAAGUGAAGCGAAAAUCAGACGGAGAGUGGAUCCGCGUCAAGCCUACCCCGGAUGCUUUUAUCAUUAAUGUUGGUGACAUUAUUCAGGUUUGGAGCAAUGAGACUUAUGAGAGUGUAGAGCACAGGGUCAUGGUGAAUUCCGAGAGGGAAAGGUUUUCUAUUCCAUUCUUCUUCAAUCCGGCUCAUUACACCAUAGUGAUGCCCUCAGAGGAGCUGACAAGUGAGAAAAAUCCCCCCAGAUAUAGGCCGUACAAUUGGGGAAAAUUUCUCAUCACUAGAAAGGGAAGUAAUUUCAAGAAGCUUGACGUCAAAAACAUCCAAAUCCAGCACUUCAGGAUAUCAGAGUUAGCAGAUCAUCUAGAUGGAGCACUAUCUGUGAUAUAAUAAAAUGGAGCAUUAGCUAUUGACAGCAUAUGCAAGUUAGCAAUAAUAAUUUCAUCCUGUAAAUUUCAAGCUGUUAUUGCUGAGGAGAAGACUUUGAAUGCAUGGUGUGGUUAAUAUUUCUAUUAUGAACCAUUAUGAUUGACAGCAAUGAAACUUCUUUAUAAACAUAAGUAUUUCC
This is a messenger RNA of Theobroma cacao (cacao), 1370 nucleotides long. Its product is annotated as fe(II)/2-oxoglutarate-dependent dioxygenase 4-like. Lineage: Eukaryota; Viridiplantae; Streptophyta; Magnoliopsida; Malvales; Malvaceae. The record is from RefSeq and is a predicted model, not a curated record.